Messenger RNA from Danio rerio (zebrafish), 1569 nucleotides. Lineage: Eukaryota; Metazoa; Chordata; Actinopteri; Cypriniformes; Danionidae. Gene Ontology annotation, molecular function: metal ion binding; nucleic acid binding; hydrolase activity. The record is from RefSeq and is marked predicted.
CUCUGCUACAUCUAGCCUAGACACGGUUUUGCUUUGUGAAUCAUAUCAGCGUGUGAUUGAAGAUGUAUCUGUCUAUCGUCUCUGCACUGCUGCUGUUCGGUUUUCCGUUCAUCAAGACUGAUGUUGUAGAUUCAUUCAGUAAAUGCAGUCAGUUUUUUCUAGAAGGAAAGCCUCCCGUGAUUCCUGACAUUCUGAAGGAUUCAGCAGCACAGAACAGCAACCGCUACAAGCUGAUCUGCCAACAAUACCAGAACGCGGUCAGAUUCGCAACUCUCUACGACACAACCAAUAAAAUCCCCACCUUCUCAGCCUACAAAUACACUGGAAAAGGAAAUUUCACGAAGCCACACUCUCGAUUUAGGAUUGAGCCUGAGCUUAAAGAUGACCAGGCUAAGAACAGUGACUACAGGAACAACAUACAGAUGACCCGGGGCCACUUAUUUCCAAGCGGACACGCUGUUGAUCUAGAUACAGCCAAGUCUACAUUCACCCUGACCAAUGCCGUGCCACAGGAGAAGACAUUUAAUGAAGUCACAUGGAAUCAAAAGAAAAACAAUUUCAAAACCCACAUGGAUAAUAACUGUAUUAACGUCAAUAACAAGGUUGAGGCCUACGUGGUGACCGGAGUGAUACCUGGAGACAAAAAGCUGAACGACAAAGUGAACAUUCCCUCGCACAUGUGGAUGGCGUACUGCUGCUAUAACAAAAAUACCGGACUGUGGGACACCAAGGCGUACUGUGGCACAAAUGAAGAAAAGAGCACAGCUGCGUUUAACGGCGAAAGCCUGGCUGCACUACAGAAUUUUCUGAAGGAAAAAUUAAAGAAAAAUAAUGUACAGCUAUUUUCGAACAAAUGUAAAUAAGAGAGCUUCAGAAUCUUCUGUAUUAAUUUUGCAAUUGUCGUUCAAUUUUGGGCUGGCUGCAUAAACAACUAACACUAUGUCCUAACAACAGGCACGUGAUAAAAGGCACCUUUCAUUUUAAAAAGGAGGUUUUGUCCUGACCAUCAAAAAUGGCGAUGUGCAAAAUUUCUGUCAUGUCGCUUUUGGUGCAGACAGACAAAUUGCUUGUCAAUUGAAUCUUGUUACAUUGCGUAUUGUUAGAACACAGUGUGAGACUAGUCUUAAAAAGUUAGUCUUCAAUUUUUUAGCUCAAUGGCAAGCCAAAACAUUUUAAAGAGUUACAAGUAGGUUAACUGAUCUGAUUUGAACUCCAACAGCAAAAAUCCCUAUAUUGCUAUAAUAUUGUUGAUGGCGACAUGCAAAAUUUCUAUUUUAGAAACUGCUUUAUGUCCACAUUAUCUUAAUAACAAAUAAUAAUGUUAAUUGUAGGUCUUAUUAACCACAGCCUAACUGCUUAUUAGUCAAUUUGCUUUAAAAUGGUGGAUGUUUAUGCAACUGGUCUCUGAUGUUUUUUAGCUUAAAGAUGACUAGAAUCCAUAGCUUGCUCUGUAAUUCGUUUAUUAGCAUCUGCAUUGUAAACUACAAAAAACGUAGUGCGAGAUGUGUUAAAUGUGCAUGUUGAGUGUAAUCUGCCUUCUCUCUAAAUAAAGCUUUGUGCAAAUCACAA